This is a messenger RNA of Hyposmocoma kahamanoa, 1085 nucleotides long. RefSeq lists its product as uncharacterized. NCBI's taxonomy places the organism in Eukaryota, Metazoa, Arthropoda, Insecta, Lepidoptera, Cosmopterigidae. The record is from RefSeq and is a predicted model, not a curated record. The coding region runs from base 240 to 1022 and encodes 260 amino acids. The transcript has 2 exons.
CUGCGGAUAAAUUUGGAACCACUAGACGAUGCGUCCGUCAUGAAGGUUUUGGAGUCGUGUGUUUGCGCUGUUUGUGUUCGUGAUUUUAUUUAUUUUCUUUCUCUGUGAACAAGUGACUGGAUUUUAUUCGGAUUAUUAUCAUUUGAGGCAUGUAAAGGUUCAAACAGAUAUCGUACAUAAUUAAUAAAGGUCAAAUUUAACUGAACGUUGAAUCAAUUCUUUAACUACAAGCUCAUAACAUGAAGCCUGUAACAUCCGAUAAGAAUUCCUCGAAAAAGAAUGGAUACCAACCUGAAGAUGACAGCAUAAGGUACAAAUUAAACUUGGCUUAUUUCAACGAUACUGCUAAACCUGUCAAAGCUGUUAAAAAAGAAGAAAAACUCCCUGUCGAUGAUGACAAUGUCCGAUACAUGUUCCCUACAGUAUUGGCCAAACCGGUUGAUAAAAAAUCUAAACCGAAACCCAAAAUUAAGGUAAACUUUUGGAGCACAAAGCAAUCAUCAAACCGUCUACACAACAAUGAAACUAAAGAAAAAACCACUAGAAGACAUACAAUUGGUAUACCUAAAGAAUUGCCUCCAACAAAACUCAAGAAUUCUGUAAAAGUUCGUAAGCGAGUAUCAUUCUUACCUUCUCCAUUAUUCUCCGAUAACCAUGUGCCUAUGGUAACUGUGCCUGAUGAUUUAACCAUACAACUGAACGAGGAAGAGGCCAAUGACCUUGGUGAAGAUCUAAAUCUUGCUUUUGUUAAUGAUUCUAAUGCUAACUCCUCAAAGGGAAAAUCUAAGAGUUCAACCACACAGACCAGUCCAAAAGGAAACAAACGUAAACGCAGCAAUGAAGACACAAGUACCAGAUUCGGCAAUGAAAACGAAUUGGAAUUUUUCUCUAAGUAUGUUGUACAGAAAUUGCGAAAAAUGGAAACAAACCAACGGAUCUACUCCGAGAAUCUAAUUAAUACUGUACUGAUGCUUGGACAACUCGGGAAGUUGAACGGCAAAUCUAAAAUAGCUGAAGCAUAAUAUAUACUACUACUAUAAUUAAUCAUUCUUGAGUACCAUUUGUACAUUUAUAUAUAUGUUUUG